This is a messenger RNA of Schizophyllum commune H4-8, 2694 nucleotides long. Its product is annotated as root hair defective 3 GTP-binding protein. Gene Ontology annotation, molecular function: GTP binding; GTPase activity. Gene Ontology annotation, biological process: endoplasmic reticulum membrane fusion. The coding region runs from base 141 to 2483 and encodes 780 amino acids. Gene Ontology annotation, cellular component: endoplasmic reticulum. Lineage: Eukaryota; Fungi; Basidiomycota; Agaricomycetes; Agaricales; Schizophyllaceae. The transcript is spliced from 11 exons. The record is from RefSeq and is a predicted model, not a curated record.
CGCUGCAGGCGCCUGCACGACGUCGCACUCGUCUUCGUCCUGAACUACCAUCCUCCCCGCUCAGGAAGCGCACUCUCUUGUAUAUCACGACCACGAAAAACACACUCACGCGUUCACUACAUCUUCCGCGGGCUCUGGACAUGAACGGACACGCACUCAACGGCGCGACGGGGAACGGCGCCGGCGCAGACGCGAGCACGGAGCGCAUUCAGGUUGUCAACGAGGAGAAGCAGUUCACACAGGAGCUGAGUGCUCAGGUGGAACGAUGGGGUCUGCGCGAUGCAGGCUUCAACUAUAACAUUGUCGCCGUGUUUGGCUCUCAGUCUACUGGCAAAAGCACGCUGCUGAACAGGCUCUUCGGCACUACGUUCGAUGUCAUGGACGAGACCAGGCGACAGCAAACGACGAAGGGUAUUUGGAUGUGCCGCGCAAAGGCGAUGAACCUCCUUGUCAUGGACGUCGAGGGAACGGACGGACGAGAGCGCGGCGAGGACCAGGACUUCGAGCGCAAAUCCGCCCUCUUCUCCCUCGCCUCCUCCGAAAUCCUCAUUGUCAACCUCUGGGAGCACCAAGUUGGCCUCUACCAGGGCGCCAACAUGGGCCUCCUCAAGACCGUCUUCGAGGUUAACCUCGGGCUAUUCGGCAAGAAGCCCAAAGACGGCACCCAGAGCCGCACCCUGCUCCUCUUCGUCAUCCGCGACCACAUUGGCACGACCCCACUCGAGAACCUGCGCGCCACGCUCACCGCUGACCUGCUCCGUAUCUGGGACAACCUCGCCAAGCCCGACGAGCUGAAGGACCGGCAGCUGUCCGACUACUUUGACCUCGACUUUACGGCACUGCCGCAUAAGGUCCUGGUCCCCGACAAGUUCGAGGCGGAGGUGGCGAACCUGCGCACGCGGUUCGGGAACAAGGAGAAGAGCGACUACCUGUUUAAACCUGUGUACCAUAAGAGGAUUCCCGCCGAUGGUGUAUCUAUGUAUAUGGAGAAUAUCUGGGAACAAGUGCAGAGCAACAAGGACCUGGAUUUGCCAACACAACAAGAGCUCUUGGCGCAGUUCCGCUGCGACGAGAUCUCUGCUGUGGCGUUGAACGAGUUCAAUGACCAGGCGAAGUCACAAAAGCGUCCUAUCGAGGCUGGGAAGGUGAUAGAGGGCCUCGGUAAGAUGAUGAACGCCUGGAGAACACAGGCCCUUGAACGCUACGACCGCGACGCCUCCCGGUAUCACCAGGGCGUAUACAAGCGGAAGCGCGCAGACCUCCUCGCCGUCAUCGAGUCUUCUCUGUCACCUAUGUUCCUCGGGCAGCUCAAGAACCUGCAUAAAGCAUGCCUGACCGCCUUCAAGAAGGAGAUCGUCGACGGGAUGAAGGGCGAGGGCUACGACUUCGCUGAGAUUGUCACGAAGGCGCGCUCGACCUGCGAGACGCGGUUCACGGAGGGCGCAAAGGAGGCGCUCAUCGAGGACACGGACUGGGUGUGGGAGGAUGAGCUGGAGUUGCUGAAGGAGGAAGUACGAAGUGUGGCGGACCAGUGCAGGAAGGAUGAGACGAAGAAGAUGAUCAACCAGAUUGAGCGCAACUUCAAGAAGCAGAUCGCGGAGCCGGUGGAUGUGGCGUUGAAUCAGCCCGCACCAGACAUGUGGGACAAGGUGCUCAAGGCGUUCCGCCAGACACUCGACAAGGCGGAGGCGACCUACUUGACGAAGGCGAAGAGCUUCAACUGCACUGAGGAAGAGAACACCACAUCCCUCGCUACCCUCCGCAAGCGGGCAUGGCUAGCACUGCGCGCCAAGGUCGACGAGCACACCUCGGACGCCGUCUUCAUCGGCAAGAUGCGCGCCUACUUCGAGGAGCGCUUCCGCUACGAUGAGCACGGCGUCCCGCGCGUCUGGAAGCCCGAGGACGACAUCGACAGCCACUUCAAGAAGGCGCGCGAUCAUGCGCUUGAGCUCAUCCCCCUCUACGCCAAGAUCGCGCCGCAAGAUUCCUCUUUGCAAGUCGAACUGCCCGACGAGCCGACGGACAGCCUGACGCAGGAGGACUUCGACUUCGAGGCGUCGCUGACCGUGUUCACCGAGACGAAGACGAUGGAUCUGACAAACAAGUUCAGGAAGGACGCGGAUGCGUUCUAUGUGGAGGCGAAGCGGAGUACGGUUGCGAGUGUGGCGCAGAUUCCGGUGUGGAUGUACGGGGUGCUGGUGGUGCUUGGCUGGAACGAGGCGAUGGCGGUGUUGUUCAACCCGAUGUACUUCACGAUGCUGCUCAUCAGCUUGGUGUCGGCAUACAUCAUCAUCCAGCUCGGCCUUGCUGGCCCAUUGUUCCAGGUCUUGCGAACUAUCACAGGCGAGGUGCAACGACAAGCAUACGCUCGUUUGCAAGAGCACUUCUCGCAACCCACCAUCGCUCAGCCCGUUCGUGACGCAAAGACAGCGCGCGAAGAGGAAGACGUAACGAAAAGGCAGGGCAGCGACCCGAACUACUAAUCUAUUUGUGCAUGCCAUCUACUUAGCUACCGCGCUUGAGGGAGACAAUGGCCGGACGUUGGCUUCCCGCAUGUAUUCACGACUUUUGGAUGGAUUCUAAAGUAUUAUAACUUUGUCUGAGUGUAGAACAUCGUAUGCUAAGAACACGUCGCCAUUUAGAUGACUGGGAGGGGGUUGGCCUGGCUAUCGCACGUGGGGCGGUCAUCAAGGA